Mugil cephalus (flathead mullet) is the source of this 2423-nucleotide messenger RNA. RefSeq names its product poly(A) binding protein, cytoplasmic 1-like (gene pabpc1l). Lineage: Eukaryota; Metazoa; Chordata; Actinopteri; Mugiliformes; Mugilidae. Gene Ontology annotation, molecular function: RNA binding. The record is from RefSeq and is a predicted model, not a curated record. The transcript is spliced from 18 exons. The coding region runs from base 282 to 2255 and encodes 657 amino acids. Gene Ontology annotation, cellular component: ribonucleoprotein complex.
AGUUUUAGCCGCGGAGGGUGACGUCCGCGUGAUGCCUCGCAUCUUAAUUGAGAUGCUGUCGCGCGGAGGAGCGGUGCAGGUGUUCCACGGUGAUAAUUAAAUCAAAACAACCUCCCGCCCACGUGGAAAACGUGCUCACAAUCGGCUGCACUGAAAAACCACUAAGUCCUCGCUAUAAACUAUUCGUGUGUAUCAGUACAUCAGUUUAGGAUCGACUGGCUGUCACCUGAAACACGUCCAUUCAUUUUAAGCAGCAAGACAUCUCAAAGCUGUUGCCCAAGAUGAACAGCAGUGGACCAGCAUAUCCUCUGGCUUCUCUGUAUGUCGGGGACUUGCACCCAGACGUUACAGAGGCCAUGCUUUAUCAGAAGUUUUCUCCCGCUGGACCCAUCAUGUCAAUCCGUGUAUGCAGAGACAUCAUCACCCGCAGAUCUCUGGGAUAUGCCUACAUAAACUUCCAGCAACCAGCUGAUGCGGAGUGUGCCCUGGAUACAAUGAACUAUGACAUCCUCAAGGGUCGGCCGAUUCGAAUAAUGUGGUCUCAGCGUGACCCCGGACUCAGGAAGUCUGGUGUGGGUAACAUCUUUAUCAAGAACAUGGAUGAGUCUGUUGACAACAAGGCGCUGUAUGAUACCUUCUCAGUCUUUGGCAAUAUUUUGUCCUGCAAGGUUGUUUGUGAUGAGAAAGGAUCCAAAGGAUACGGCUUUGUUCACUUUGAGACUCAGGAGGCGGCAAACCGAGCCAUCGUAACCAUGAACGGGAUGCUACUGAAUGACAGGAAAGUUAGAAAGACAGGAACACAGUUGGUAUCUGGUAUUGCCAACUUAAAGGCCCGUUUCCUGGGAAAAAAAUCUCAGUUCUUCUCGCAUAGCUUUGUUGGACACUUUAAGUCUCGCAAAGAAAGAGAGGUAGAGUUUGGCUGCAAAGCCAUGAAGUUUACCAACGUCUACAUCAAAAACUUUGGUGAAGACUACACCGACGAGAAGCUCAAGGAAGUCUUUUCUGUGUUCGGGAGGACUCUGAGUGUCCGGGUGAUGAAGGACGAGAAGGGACGCUCCCGAGGAUUUGGCUUUGUGAACUACGCUCACCAUGAAGAAGCUCAGAAGGCUGUUGCUGAAAUGAACGGAAAGGACCUCAAUGGCAAAAUCCUCUACGUAGGACGGGCUCAGAAGCGUCUAGAGCGCCAAGGAGAGCUGAAGCGCAAGUUUGACCAGAUCAAGCAGGACCGCAUCCAGCGCUAUCAGGGGGUCAAUUUGUACGUGAAGAACUUGGACGAUACCAUAGAUGAUGAGAGACUUCGGAAGGAGUUUUCACCUUAUGGCACCAUCACCAGUGCAAAGGUGAUGACGGACGGAUCCCAAAGCAAAGGCUUUGGCUUCGUCUGUUUUUCUUCUCCCGAGGAAGCAACAAAAGCGGUGACCGAAAUGAACGGGAGGAUCGUUGCGACCAAGCCGCUGUAUGUGGCCCUGGCUCAGCGGAGGGAGGAGCGUAAGGCCAUUCUUACUAAUAAGUACAUGCAGAGACUGGCUAGUCUGAGAACCAUGGUCCCUCCAAUCGAGUCAUACCAGCAGUCUGGAUACUACAUGACUGUCCCACAGCCUCCCAGUCGUUCGUACUACAACCCCAGUGCUGUCGGCAACAUGAGACCAGUCCCUCGUUGGACAGGACAGGCACCGAGACCACAGGGCCUCUACCCGACCCAGUUUGUCGGUGGCCCUGUUCCCCGACGUGGAUCGAUCACCACGGUCAAGCAGGCUUCCACCCAGGCUCCACGCAUCAUAACCUCCACACAAAAGACAAAUAACAUCGGGACCCAGACUGUAGGAGGGCGCACGGACAUGAUCGGUGUGGUCAGGAGCAACCAGUACAAGUAUUCAUCUGCAGUGAGGAACCCUCAGCAGGUCGUCGUACCCGCACCCAUGAUCAGAGUACAGGCUGUUCCUGCUCCAGUGAUGGAGCCACCACCGCCACCACCACCUCCACCACACAUUCAAGGCUCAGAGAUGCUCACCGCCUCCAUGCUGGCCGCGACCCCACUCAUGGAUCAGAAACAGCUUCUCGGAGAGCGGUUGUAUCCGCUCAUUCAUGAGCUCCACCCCCACCUGGCUGGAAAAAUCACCGGGAUGCUGCUGGAGAUCGACAACUCGGAGCUGCUGCACAUGCUGGAGUCGCCCGAGUCUCUGCACUCCAAGGUGGACGAGGCGAUCGCUGUCCUGCAGGCUCACCAGGCGAAGGAAUGUUCCCCUAAGAAGUGAAGAGCUCUUUCAGAUGUCAACAACUUUCUGGAGGAAACAAAAUGAGAAAAGAAUAUUUUCAGGAAAGAAAAAAAGUUGUGUGGAUUAAAAAGAUUUAAGAAGUUAAAGCUAUUUUGUUGAUGCAGUACCUUUUGUUAGAAUAUAAAGUUUUCCAAUAUAUGCAUUAAA